Diceros bicornis minor is the source of this 3223-nucleotide messenger RNA. Its product is annotated as cytidine monophosphate-N-acetylneuraminic acid hydroxylase. The transcript has 15 exons. Bases 38 to 1834 code for a protein of 598 amino acids. Gene Ontology annotation, molecular function: 2 iron, 2 sulfur cluster binding. The record is from RefSeq and is a predicted model, not a curated record. Lineage: Eukaryota; Metazoa; Chordata; Mammalia; Perissodactyla; Rhinocerotidae.
AGCGUCUGUGUCAGCAGGCCCUCACUAGGCCACAACAAUGGCUGCCGCAAAUGUCUCAGUCCCUGGAGAGGUCUCACCUCUCACGGAGAUGGACUCAGAGCCUCUCAGCAUCGAACAAACAACUGAGAUCCUGUUGCAUCUGUCACCUGCUGAAGUUGCCAAUCUCAAGGAAGGAAUCAAUUUUCUUCGAAAUAAGAAGACUGGCAAAGAUUACAUCUUAUAUAAGAACAAGAGCCGCCUGAGAGCAUGCAGGAAUAUGUGCAAGCAUCAAGGAGGCCUGUUCAUAAAAGAUAUCGAGGAUUUAGAUGGAAGGUCUGUUAGGUGCACAAAACACAACUGGAAGUUAGACGUGAGCACCAUGAAGUAUAUCAAUCCUCCAGGCAGCUUCUGUCAAGAUGAGUUGGUUGUUGAAGUGGAUGAAGAAAAUGGACUUUUACUUCUAGAACUGAAUCCUCCUAAUCCCUGGGAUUCAGAGCCCAGGUCUCCUGAAGAUUUAGCCUUUGGGGAAGUACAGAUAACAUACCUCACUCACGCCUGCAUGGACCUCAAGCUGGGAGACAAGAGGAUGGUGUUUGACCCUUGGUUAACUGGUCCUGCUUUUGCCCGAGGAUGGUGGUUGCUACAUGAGCCUCCAUCUGACUGGCUGGAGAGGCUGUGCCAAGCGGACCUAAUUUACAUCAGUCACAUGCACUCAGACCAUCUGAGUUACCCCACACUGAAGAAACUUGCUGGGAGAAGACCAGAUAUUCCCAUUUAUGUUGGAAACACGGAAAGACCUGUAUUUUGGAAUCUGAAUCAGAGUGGUGUCCAGUUGACUAAUAUCAAUGUAGUGCCAUUUGGAAUAUGGCAGCAGGUAGACAAAAAUCUUCGAUUCAUGAUCUUGAUGGAUGGCGUUCAUCCUGAGAUGGACACUUGCAUUAUUGUGGAGUACAAAGGUCAUAAAAUACUCAAUACAGUGGACUGCACCAGACCCAAUGGGGGAAGGCUGCCUUCAAAGGUUGCUCUAAUGAUGAGCGAUUUUGCUGGAGGAGCAUCAGGCUUUCCAAUGACUUUCAGUGGUGGAAAAUUUACUGAGGAAUGGAAAGCCCAGUUCAUUAAAACAGAGAGAAAGAAGCUCCUGAACUACAAGGCUCGGCUGGUGAAGGACCUACAACCCCGAAUUUAUUGCCCCUUUGCUGGAUAUUUCGUGGAAUCCCACCCAUCAGACAAGUAUAUUAAGGAAACAAACAUCAAAAAUGAUCCAAAUGAACUCAACAAUCUUAUCAAGAAAAACUCUGAUGUGGUAACCUGGACCCCACGACCUGGAGCCACCCUUGAUCUGGGUAGGAUGCUAAAGGACCCGACAGACAGCAAGGGCAUCAUAGAGCCUCCAGAAGGGACUAAAAUUUAUAAAGAUUCCUGGGACUUUGGACCAUAUUUGAAAACCUUGAAUGCUGCUGUAGAAGAUGAAAUAUUUCUUCAUUCAUCUUGGAUAAAAGAAUACUACACUUGGGCUGGAUUUAAGAAUUACAACCUGGUGGUCAGGAUGAUUGAGACAGAUGAAGACUUCAGCCCUUUUCCCGGAGGAUAUGACUAUUUGGUUGACUUUCUAGAUUUAUCCUUUCCAAAAGAAAGACCAAGCCGGGAACAUCCCUAUGAGGAAAUUCGGAGCCGUGUUGAUGUCAUCAGAUAUGUGGUGAAGAAUGGUCUACUCUGGGAUGACUUGUAUAUAGGAUUCCAAACCCGGCUUCAGCGGGAUCCUGACAUAUACCAUCAUCUGUUUUGGAACCAUUUUCAAAUAAAACUCCCCCUAACGCCACCCAACUGGAAGACCUUCCUGAUACACUGUGAAUAGAGCGGACCUGACAUUUCCCAGGGAUGCCAAGCAACAUGAAAAAUUCAAGAAUUUACUGAUGCUACAUCUUAAACACGAGAACCUUCUACCGGAGACCAUGCCUUAUUGACAUCAGCAAUGGUUAAUUACAUGCUGCAUUUGUGAGAUGUUCACAUACCUUACAUUUGUGAAUCACUACAUAGCCAGAUUAUUAAUAUUUUACUUAUUCCAUCCACAAUUCUCUCUAAAAGAACCAAUGAACCCAACAGGAACAAAUUCCCUAUGGAAAACAAAGCAUAGCAGGAGAUGUGAAUCUAAGCAUAGAAGUAAUAGAACAGGAGGAGAAAAAAUUUCCUGGAAGAUAAUGAGGAAAAAGGAAAGGAGUGGGAGAGCAGAAGUUGGGUUAUAAGAAGAGAAGAAAGAAGAGAAAUAGAUAAAUGAGGGACCAUAAGAAGAAAAUAGGGAGGAGAAAAAAUUAAGAUGGAAUUUAAAAAAGAGAAUGUAAAAAUAGAUAUUUUGUUCCUUAAUAGAUUGAUUCUCCAAGUAGAGUCCACGAAGAUAGUUUAGUGAAAAGGGUUCGUGAGCUGUUUUCAAUUUUUCAAAAAGAUUUGUUGAAAUCAUAUAUUUACCAAAACAAGGUUACAGAGGCUGCUCUAAAAGGUAAAAUUUCACUGGGACUGAAAUUAUUUUGAUUCAGUGACAAAAUUUCUUAUCUAAUGCAGCUUAUAAAUUCUAACAAAUAGAGAGAGCUUUGAUUAAUAAAAAAUAUGAACACUAUUAAUAAAAUGAGUUGUGUAGACAAAAAUCUUUCAAAAUCAAUAGAAAAAUCAACAAUCAAGAUCUAUAUCUUGAAAAAAUUUAAAAAUCCUCUUCUGAACAUUUAAAAACAUUGUUUCAACAGUUAAAAGAGGCAACUAAUUUAUCUGUUUCUGCUAAUGUGUGUAGUUUUUAAUGAUAUUUGCACGAUUAAGACACAUACACACAAAUUUAUCCUAGGAAAACGUGAUUGUUAACUAGGUUUCUAUUUUACACGUUGAUGUUUCCAGUACACACCCCCCUCACUGAUUUGAACAUCAAAAUUGAUUUUCUGAUUAUGUAUACUACCUCUUUAAUUCUAAAGAUACAAGAAUCAAAUCAAUAGUGGAAUUUAUCUCCUUGAAUCUCUAAAUUCACACUUCAUAAUAGAAAUGUUGAGUGUCUACUUCCCAUUAAGAUUAACAUCAAUGACGUUUGAUUAUUCUGUUUUAGCUCACGUUAUACAUAAUAGAAAUGCUUGCAAUUCAGGAAUUAUGUUUUUUGAUUUGUACUAUAUAGUAAAUUAUUUAUCACUGAAAAAUAAAUGUAAUGUAUAUCAAUAAUAUGUAUGUUAAGAUGUAUAUGAUGAGCAAAUAAAGAUUAUGUUAAAAUAUA